Plasmodium gonderi is the source of this 1785-nucleotide messenger RNA. RefSeq lists its product as hypothetical. Lineage: Eukaryota; Apicomplexa; Aconoidasida; Haemosporida; Plasmodiidae. The transcript is spliced from 4 exons. Bases 1 to 1785 code for a protein of 594 amino acids. The record is from RefSeq and is a predicted model, not a curated record.
AUGUUUCUAUUUCGCUGGGGAAAAAAAAAGAAAACGGAAAAUGAGUCUCCCGGGAGCCGUGAACAUUCGGGGGCUAAGGAGAAGGGAAUCAUGAAAUGGAACCGGAAAGAUCAAAGGGAAAAAAAUAUUAACAAGGAGGGGAAGAAAAAUGUGAAAAAAAUUGUUCCUUCAGCUGCUACAAAAAAAAAGAAAAAGAGAUCAAUUUUUAGUUUAAAGAGAUUCAAUUUUUUUGACACACAUAAAAGGAAGAGAACUCCAAGGCCUCCACCAGAAAAUCCAAAAAAAGAAAAAGGUCUUCCAAAAAACGAGGUAAAGAGUAUCGUCAAAAAAUUUGAAACAUCAUGGGGGGGUAAGUUGCAUGGAGAAAAAGCACAAGCAAGAAAAAGUGCCACGAAAGUAGAUCCAAAAAAAAGCGGCAUAAAGAUCGAUUCAAAAAAAAGCGGCAUAAAGGCCGAUUCACAAAGAAGUGAUAUGAAAAAAGCGCCAAUAGAAAAUGAAGACCUGUUUGACAUUCUAACAGAGGAGGAGAGAAGAUCAAUGGAGGCUUUUUCACUCAUAGACGGAUCGUCCAACGGUGAUAAUUCAGGGGAAGAAAGUAAUAUCAAGAAUAAUUCUAGUAAAAAGGACGUUAAUGCAAAAAUAAUGCGUGUCCAUUCAGAUAAAAAUGAGAAGUGUAGUAUAGAUUUAAAGGAGAAUGAUAAUCUUUUAAAAAAAAAAACUAGUAAUUUUGAAGGAAGUACUAAACUGCAGAAAAAGAAAAGUAUUAGUCCCCCAAGCAAAAAUGUUAGAAGUAAUUUUAUCAUGAAUCCAAAUUCAGAUGUAGAUCCCAAAAAAGAAGAAAAAGGGAUUGAAACAAAAAAAUCGUUCACAAAAAAUAUUAUAAAAAUACCAUUGUCGUAUUCAUCAUCUGAAGGUUUAAAAACUGAUGUUUUAUCCAAAAAGGAAUCAACAGAAUAUAAAAAUGAAAAAAUGUCAAGUCCAGAGGCAGACAAAAACAAGGAUUCUCAUGAACAGAAGGCGGUAAAUGAUGCAGUUGGAAUAGGAAAUCAUCAAGAUGACAAUAAUGCUGAAUUAGAAUCUAAAUCAGAAGCGGGUAAUCAUAGUGGGAAAAUGGAAUUCAGUAAAUUUAUUCCCAGCUUUAAUUUAAUAAAUAAAAAAAAUGGAUUCUUUAAAUCAAGCAAAAAAAUCUGCACUCCGAUGAUUUAUAGUAAACUCCAAAUAAAGAAUAAAGAAAAAAGCAAUAUUGAUGGCAACAGAGAAAGUAGACACAGCUUUGACAAAACGGAAAAUUCGCAUGGUGCUACUGAAGCGGACGAAACAAAUAUUACAUGUCAGGAUAUACAUGAAAAGAAAAAUAGUCUUAUAGGAAGAGCCAACUUAUUGAAGAAGAAACUCAGCGUCGACAAAAAGUUGUUACAGGAAGAUGGCAUCAAGAAUUUUGAAAGAAAAAGAACAAUAGAUUUAUUAGAUACAAAAAUUUCCUUCAACCUCCACCCCCCGCUUUUAUUCACGGAAAAUUCUUUCUCCAUAUGCCCAUUGUCACCUUUAGAAGACAUAAUAGAAGUAAUAAAUUCUAUUUGCAAUAACAGCAAAGAGGAAACAAUAUCAAAGCUAAAAAUGUGCAAAGAAAAUAAUGAGAAGAGUUCUAAUAUGCUAAAAAUAACCUUAGACAAGCUAAACGGACCGGACAAUUCUGUCACUUCACACUUACACAAAAACAUGUCUUUACAAAGUGAAUACUUGAUGAAAGUGGAUAGAGUUAUGCGAGAAAUCAAUGAAGAUUAG